AUGUGGAAAAUGAAACAACAAUCGAAGAUGUUAAGUCGAAUAAUGUUAACAGUAGUGAUCUUUGCCAGUUGGUUCCUAGCUGCUAAGGCCACACCAACUGAACGCGGUACAGCACCGAAUCUUAACGAUUUCCAGUUACGACCAGCUACUAAUCAAGCUGAAUUGCUGGAUCGAGUUAUAAAGCUCGAUACGAAGUUACCAAAACUUGGCGUUAAGAACAUCCUUGAACAGGCUAAUCGUCAUGGCGAACCAAGCACUUCGCUUGAAACAUGUAACUCUGAUGCUACUGCUAGACGAACUUUGAGUAGUGCCAGCUAUUGUUUCAAUGCGUCUGACAGUGGAAAAAUUGGUGGUGAAGUAGAAUGGAUGCCACAAGGUGUUACUACAGUAGGUGAUGCUAAAACAGAUCAAUACUGGAAUACCAAACAGCCGAUACUUAUUAGUUGGUACGAUAAAAAACCUAAAACACCAACAAAUACAGAUGCUGAUAAGAUAAAAGGUGCUCGAGUGACUUUCUUUGAUCCAGAGACAGCCAAAUAUCAACAUGUUUUAUUGGUCUAUCCAUUUAUUAAUAGUUUUGGUAACGUAAGCUACAUGAGUUUACGAACUACGCAGAAAGAAGGAUAUGACUCAUUGCAUGCUGGCGGCAUUGCUUGGUAUGGUAAUUAUCUUUACGUUGCAGAUACUGCACGUGGUUUUCGAGUCUUCGAUAUGCGCUAUAUUUUUGAUUUGAAAGAAGCAAAAAAUGGUGAUAUUACCGACAAGAAUCAAAUCGGUUAUCAUAAUGGCAAAUAUUAUGGGCAUGGUUAUCGCUAUGUGAUGCCAGAAAUAGCUGCAUGGAGCAGCGUCGUCAAUAGGGAUUCAACGAAAACUUGUACACUUAAUGCUGGUUCACCUACAUUUUCGUUCACAGGAGUUGAUCGCAGUGGCUUUCCUCAUUUGACUACAGGUGAAUUCUGUGCAGAUAAAAUUGCUGCAGGUGAUAUUAAUAAGUCUGGGCGUGUAGCUCGCUGGCCUUUGGAUGGUAACACUGGCCAACCGAAGUUAAUCAAUGGCCUUUGGAAAGCUGAUGCAGCCUAUCGACUACCAAUAUCAAAUAUUCAAGGUGGAGUUUCGUAUAAUAAUACAUGGUAUUUGAGUAGAAGUCAAGGUGCAUCGAAUGGUUUUUUGUACGUAACCAAACCUAUAACUUCUACAACCGGAAUAUUAGAAAUCGAUACUGCUCACUAUGCCGCAGUUGGUCCAGAGGACUUGUCACAUUGGCCCAAAGCAGAUGGUAGUCCAGGUGGUUUAUGGACCGUAUCUGAACAUCCUGGUAAACGUCUGCUGAGUACAAUUGAACAAGAACGAUUAUCACCAUUAGCAUUAAUAAAUAUAGAAAAAGAUCAUCAAAUCGAUAUUGAUACCAUUGUAACCGAUUUCAUAUAA
Messenger RNA from Adineta steineri, 1428 nucleotides. The record is from the annotation of a GenBank genome assembly. NCBI's taxonomy places the organism in Eukaryota, Metazoa, Rotifera, Eurotatoria, Adinetida, Adinetidae.